This is a messenger RNA of Plasmodium coatneyi, 2904 nucleotides long. RefSeq lists its product as uncharacterized. Bases 1 to 2904 code for a protein of 967 amino acids. The record is from RefSeq and is a predicted model, not a curated record. NCBI's taxonomy places the organism in Eukaryota, Apicomplexa, Aconoidasida, Haemosporida, Plasmodiidae. The transcript has a single exon.
AUGGAUGGCCGGCUUGAAGCACAAAAUGGUGCAAAUAGCAACAAGCAUAGCAAUGAACAUACCAACCCACAUAGUGAUCAGCAGACUGACUCACCCCCCUUCACCAUCAAUGACAUCGGUACCCUGGUCGGGGGACACGUAACCGUCAUGAGCGGGGCCUUCAAACACUGCAGGGGGGUCAUUCUCGACGUUAAGAAGACGGACAAGGAUGAAUACGAGCUGCUGGUGGUAAUCAACAAAGACGAAUCGGCCAAAUAUCCCAAAAACAUCCUGAACAAAUUCGGAAAAAGCUACUGGUUUAAUGUGAAGGACGUCCAAGUGGAGAGGGUGAAAGAUUUGCUCUUCCACAGGUAUGAAAAUUUUUACGAUGAGAAGGAGCGGCCCACGGAUGGGGACCUGCAGGAGAUUAAGGAGCGCUUCAGCGAGUUAGACGUGGAAGACGUAAACCCAUUGGAAGGGGAAGACGCAAACCCAUUGGAAGAGGAAAAGGCAAACACAUUGGAAGGGGAAGAGGUAGGCCAGUUGAGCAACGACGAGGAAAGCACAUUAGAAGGGGGAGAGAUAAUCUCGUUUAGUAGCGAAAAGGAAAAUGCUUCCUAUAUCGAGGAGGCCCAACGGACAGACCUGAUCACCCUGCAGGAGAGCCUCAUCGAGGGAAAAAAGCGGCCACGGAGAAGCGCCUUUUGCCACACAGUGGUGAAGGAAAUAGAGAAGAAUUACCUGUACGAAGAUCUGCUAAAUCUGUACAAGGAAAAGAGACACCUGGCUAACAUAGUGGUGUGUUUCUACAUCCUAAAGCAGUUGGUGAAAAUCUACAAUUUUGAAAAAGAAAGCGAAAGUGGCGAAAAUGCUUUCCAGAAAAAUGUUAUUUACAACAACACCUUUGAAACCAUCUUAACAGAUAUUUUAAAAUUUUUGGAAAAAAAGGAAAUAUAUAGAGUGGUGGACAAAACAUGGCUCCUAUGGAUCCUAGUAAAGUUAAAGAUACACAAGGAGGAGAAGUAUAGGUCCACCUUCGAAGGAAUUUUAAAUCACCUCGUGAAAUAUUUCACCUACGAAACGUUGAAAAAAAUGAACACCAAAAGUUUGUGUGCAAUUUUAUGGAGUUUAGCUAAAUGUUCCCAUAGCAACAUACAAGUGUGUGAAAAAAUUUACAAAAAAGUUGUGUAUUUUUUGGAAAAGUACACCUCUGUGAUGUCUUGCCAUGACAUGUCGAACAUUUACUACUCCCUUGGGUUGAUUGAAUACAAAAAUGGAGACGCUUUUUUUCAUUUAAUUGACGAAGAAAUUAAAAAAAAUAUAAAUAAAUUUUCAGUGCAAAAUCUUAUGAAUAUUCUCUACGGUAUGACAAAACUGAAGAGAAACAACUCCACUUUUGCAGUCGUAAAGGAUAAGUUGCUCUUCCACUCCUCUAACAUGAACCUUCGAAACAUGAGUUUGUUCCUUUGGUGUCUAAAUAAGAAUGAAUACUACCACGUGGACGUUAACUUUAAAGACAAAUCCUUUCAACAAUUAAAUGUAAAGCAAGCCAUGCAAUUGUUAAUGUUUUUUAACUACAACAGGGAUAAAUAUGUGCACUACCUGAAGUACGUUUUGAAUUUUCUUUUCAAGUGUAUGUCUAAUUUGACUAACAAAGAAAUUUCUUUCCUUUUUUACUCCCUGUUCAAAUUAGACCUACUAAAAAAUAGUAGGUGCUUUGUAAAGAUUCGUCAGCAUAUCAUCCAGAGAGACUACCAAAGAUUCAACUUGAUAGACCUCAACAUGAUUCUUCUUUCUAUGAACAAUAGUAAUAUAUACGAUAGAAUUUUGCUCAACUAUUUAUUUCGCGCCCUCAGGGGAAUUCUCACGCGGGUCCUAGAAACCCGCACCUCGGGGAAAGUCACCCCGGGAGAAGUAACCACAGAACAAGUAGCCACCGAGCGCCCCCCCAUAGACUGCACCAACCUCAACUACGUAAUGAAGAACCUAUCUGAAAUGAAAAUUUUCGACCAAAGCAUUAUGCUCAAGUAUGCCCUUCUCUUCUCCAGCAACCUUUCCAACAUCAGCGCCGACCACAUUUGCGACUAUCUCUUCUACACCUUAUCGUUGAACAACCUGGGGGUGAAUACAGCAGGGGGGGAAAAAACCCCAAUGGCAGACGCUUCCAAUAGCGAACUGUCCUCACCCACCUUCCGUGACCAAAGGAUCGCCCACUUAGUGACCUCCAACGAAGAGCUCACCUUGAAGGAUGCCAAUUUUGGAAAAGUCUACCAGCACUAUUUAACCAAAGUGACUCAAUACGCGAAGGACAAACUAUCCCAUUUCGACGCACACACAUUUCUUGCCCAUUUGGAGGAACAGCAGAAUGGGAAGACGGGACAAAACGGAGUAGAGGAUAAACAGGAGAAAGACAAAAUCGACACCUUCGUGUUCGACUACCAAACGGAGAAGAAACACGAGCAUGUGCAAAAACUCAAUGAACUCAUUUUGGAACAAACUACCAACCAUGCUGCGAAGGCAACAUUCCUGGGGGACUUAAUUUCGGAUAAAGAGUUUUCCUCGUUUGUCAACGAGGGGGAAGACAACCAUCCUCAUGAUAAUGAUGAAAAUAGCGAAAAAAAAAAAAAACUUCAGCCAUGCACAUCCAUCAGUUCACUCAUUCAUUUGUUCUACUCCCUUGCGUCCUUGAACGAACUUGAAAAAAACCACGUUGAUCACUACAUGGACAAUUUGUACACCGUCGUGGAGAAAAAAAAAAGCGAAAUAACGGCCUACCAGUGGCUGCUCAUCAAGGACCUCUUCAAGAUGGUACGUGUGAAGAGGAGCGCCGAUUGGGAGCUUCUCCUAGACAAUGUAAAUUCCUACGUUAGGGGUGCCGAGCAGGAGGGAAGCGCGCGCUUCGAGACCAUCAACAUAGAGAUAUAA